UACGUGGUCGGAAAAAUGUUUUACUCCAACAGUUUCUCAUCUCGGAGCGUCUGUUAGAGCCAGAGCUGUCAUCCACGUGAAGUGAAGUGAAAAUGUAGAAUAAACACGUUCAACUCCUAACGUUGCUGUAGAUCAAUCAGCUGACAACACUGAAGUAAACUGGGAUGGCUGCAUACAAACGGAUUGUCACCAAAGGGCCCUUGCCCCACUGUUACAUGAAAAUUAGAUUGGAGUUUCAGGAUCCCUCUGUGACCAAGUCUCUUACAAUUAAUGCCUCCACCCUGAAGCACGCCAUUGUUACCUCGAUGAAGGGGCUAUUUGGGGAGCUGGGAAGUACUGAAAACAUAGACAUCCUGAAGUUUGAGGAGGAAAACAACGAAGCCAUCGUAAGAGUGAGACACAGUUUCUUUGUAAAGGUAUGGAGUUCCCUCUGCCUUAGUGGAACCUUCAGUGGACACUCCUGUGCCUUCAGAGUGAAUCAAGUGUCUGCUCAUUUGAUGGGUCUGGCCUGUAACAGUCGGGAGGACUUUGUGACCUGACUGCUAC
Messenger RNA from Mizuhopecten yessoensis (Yesso scallop), 546 nucleotides. RefSeq names its product ribonuclease P protein subunit p14-like. The record is from RefSeq and is a predicted model, not a curated record. The transcript has 6 exons. Gene Ontology annotation, cellular component: ribonuclease P complex. Bases 165 to 539 code for a protein of 124 amino acids. Lineage: Eukaryota; Metazoa; Mollusca; Bivalvia; Pectinida; Pectinidae. Gene Ontology annotation, biological process: tRNA 5'-leader removal.